Messenger RNA from Prorocentrum cordatum, 1245 nucleotides. NCBI's taxonomy places the organism in Eukaryota, Dinophyceae, Prorocentrales, Prorocentraceae. The record is from the annotation of a GenBank genome assembly.
AUGAAGUCCUUCGCGCGCGUGCCGGUCCGCAGCUGCGCGGAGGAGGCGCUGGGCGCGGCCACUGAGGAGCAGGCCAGGGCGGUGCGGAAGGCGCUCGGGACCCUGGAGGAGACCAGGGAGCACUGCGGCAACACGCCCGAGAGGAGCACCUUCUGGGGCUGCAAGGUCUUGAGCGACCUUGCCUACGACCUCUUCUCCAGGGGCCUGAUGCUGCUGCACACCUGCCAGGUGUCGCCGGCGGGCCAGUGCGAGGAGGAGGGGCGGAGCACCGCGGCGAUCGAGCUAGCCUCCUACGAGAGCACCAUAGAGCGAAGCCGGAACACUCCAGCGGAGAGCAUGGUCACCAGCUGGUUGGCCGCCUCUCAGGGGGACGUUUUCGCCGCGCUGAUCCAAGAGGCGAAGGGCGGCGGUGACGCCGCCGGAGACGGGCUUCCGCCUGCCUGGCGGGCGUCGCUUCGCGCCGUGCACAAGGUGCACCACUGGGUGUCUGGCUAUCUAGAUGCGCUGUCCGCGGUGGCGGACAUCUGGCGCGAGACGCAGUGGCACUGGCUGAUGGACUCCCUGUUGGCCGGCCGCGUGGUGCAGACCGCGUGGGGGCCAGCGGACGAGUGGCUCAGGUUCGGAGUCCACGACGCACACGCGGACGCGCCGUUGACACGGUCGCCUCCAAAGUAUUUGUUCAGCGACCAUAUGGGGAUGCGCUGGGAGAUUCUCAUACGGGAGUUGCACGCGUUGCAUGAGCGCCGGGGCGGCGCAGGGCAGCUGCAGGUUGUGGAGAUCGGCGUCUUCGCAGGUAUCGUCUCGGACCUGCUGCUGAAGGGCUGCGAUUUCAUCCGCCUCAUCGGAAUCGACCCCUACAUCGGGGGCGACGACACGUUUCCUGGCAACUAUUCUCACACGCUCGACUCCAACGUGGCCCUGUACAAGGCGGCCAGCCUGUACGAACCACACGGCGAGCGCGCCCAGCUGUGGCCAGUGACGUCGGAGGCGGCGGCAGCGCAGCUGCCCGACGGGAGCGUGGACGCGGUCUUCAUCGACGGCUGCCAUUUCUACGACUGCGUGAAGCAGGACUUCGAGCUGUGGAUGCCCAAGAUGAGGCGCGGCGCCGACGUGCUCGUCGCCGGCCACGACUUCUCGCCGCAGUGGCCCGGCGUGGUCCAGGCGGUGCACGAGCAGAGGACUGGCGGCGGCGAGGUGUGGCUGGCCACUGACUGGAUGUUCUGGUGGUUCGACCGCUUCGAGUAG